GCAUCUUCGCCGACGACGCAGGCCUGGGCCUUGGGCAAGAAGCGAGCGCCUCCGACGUGCCGCAGACGGCGCUGGCUGACGCGCCGAGCGCAGAAGUGGGAGGCACGGACAUGGGCUUCACUAGCUUCCUGUUCCCUGUGGAGCAGCACGCUGCGGUCGUCUCACGCCUGAGGGGCGUGCUGCGGCUCUCAGAGGAGGCUGGUGGCCCGGCAGCGCGCCUGGACCCCGUGCCCGAGCCUGCCUUGAGGUUCGCGGCGCAGCGCAGCACUCUUGCCCACGCAGGCUGCCCGGACGAGGUCGACCAGCUCCUGGCACGCGCGAUGGAGAGGGCGCCGCGGCUCCGCUUGCUGCAGCCCUUCCAACGAGACGGGGUCCGGAGAGUUCUUCAGCUGCGCGGCAGGUGCUUGCUGGCGGACGAGAUGGGCUGCGGCAAGACGCCGCAGGCGCUGGCGGUGCUGGCCGCGUACGAGGAGUGGCCAGUGCUCGUCGUCUGCCCAGCCUCCAUGCGGCUCGCCUGGGCCGAGGAGAUGGAGCGGUGGUUGCCCGAGCUGCUGCGGCCCCGAAAUAUCCACGUGAUCUUCACGUCAAACGACAUGCUGCCGCAGAGCCGCCAGCCGGGGAGCUUGGGAGAAGUUCGCGUUUGCAUCGUCUCCUUGACGAUGGCCCGCCUGCUGCACGAGAACCUCUCCGAGAGGAGGUGGACCCUGGCCGUGGUGGACGAGUCGCACUCGCUCCGGUUUGCCGGGGGGCGCCCGUGCACUUCGACGAGGGCUUGCCUCGCGUUGUUGGCGCCCGUACCGCGCGUGUUGCUGCUGUCGGGCACGCCCUCGGCCUCGUGCUACCUGGACGUCUUCGCCCAGGUAGACUUGCUGCGCCCCGGCCUCCUGGGGGCCUCCUUACGAGAGUUCUCGCGAAGCUACGACGAGCCAGUGCUGUCCGCCUCUGGCCACCUGGUGCCGGGGCGCUGCCGCCGGAGCUGGCAGCUCGCGUCCUUGCUGCGGGAGGCGGUGAUGGUACGGCGGCGGAAGUGCGAGGUGCUCUCGGAGUUGCCCCCGAAGCGGAGGAGGGUACUCCGGCUGGCCAUCUCAUCCGAGGCGUCUGCUGGGCUGACCGAAGCUGACGCGGCGGCACUGACGGACUACGAGCGCAUCGGGCUGCUGAAGGCGCAGGCCGCCGAGGGCUGGCUGCGUGACCGGAUCAGCCAGUGCCGCCAGACCGGCAUCAAAAUCGUCGUGUUCGCGCACCACAUCCGCGUGUUGGACCGAGUGUCCAGCUUGGCGGGCAGCCUGGAUGUGCCGCACAUCCGCAUCGACGGCUCGACGCCACCUCUCUUGCGGCAGACCCUCAUCGCGCGCCUGCGCCAGAGGGACCAGCAUGGUGCCGCGCUCGCUGUGAUAGGCGUCACCGCGUGCGCUGUCGGCGUCGACCUCUCCGCCGCCUCGCUGGCGAUCUUCACGGAGUUCCCCCCAGACGCGUGCUGGCUGAGCCAGGCAGAGGACCGGCUGCACCGCCGCGGGCAGUGCCGGAGCGUGGACGUGGUGAUGCUGCUGGCGCAGAAGGCGGUGGGCAGGAAGAGGACCUGGGAUGGCCGCUGGAGCCGGGCGGCGGUGGCGCGCUGCUGCGACGCGGACGCCCGCCGCUGGCAGUCGCUGCAACGCCGAGUAGCAGAGGUGUCGGAGCUCCACGACGGCCCCGGCGCGGUGGCGGCGGCGGCGGCCCUCUUGAGCGGGCCGUCGCACGGCGACGGCGCGGGCGCCAGCGCUGGCGCGGCGGAGUCCCUCGAGCCGAGGCUGACCGCUGCCGGGCGGACCGAGGGCGACGGCAAGGGCGCCGACGCCGGCGCGGCGGAGUCCCUGGAGCUGAGGCUGGCCGCCGCCGGACGGGCCAAGGCGGAGGGCGACACGGAGGAGUUCAGCUUCGAGAUGUCGCCCCACACAGGCCGCCUGCACGUGCACUUGGGCGGAGAGCCGAUCGGAGUCAGCCUGCCAGUGGAGGCCACGGGCGCGGUCCCGCGGGAGCUGGCGCGCCAGGCAGAGGAAUUCCGCCAGGCCUGGCGCGGUCUCAGCCCGUACCAGCGCCGGCUGGCGGGCGGGCAGGCGCACGCGGCCCGCUCGCUGCCCCGCCGGGCCCCAUCGCCGCAGCUCGCGGGCUCCAAGUCGCGCUUCAUCCUGCGACGGCACCGCACUCCUCCACGGACGGCGACGAGCCGGGGGCGGCGGCGACGCCACGCUGCGAGGUGCGCGUCGCGUACGCGUGCGGCAGGCUCGGCGGUAGGACUCUCAGCUUCUGGCAGCCAGUCUCCGCCGACGGCUCGGCCCUGCUGUGCAUGGAGUGCCUCGGCGCCCUGGACAUGGCCGCCGCCCCGCCGCCCGAGCCGCUCCCACAGGCUGCCCGAGGCCCCUCUGGCGAGCGGGUCACCCACCGCGCAGCCUGCGCCGUGGACGACGACACGCACUUGUUCUGCACCGGCGCCUGCCGCGCGCGCUUCUUCGGCAAGCGCAGUGGCUGCAGUCUCAGGCGGCAGCUGUUCGAGCUGGAGCGGGGCGUCUGCCAAUCCUGCGGCUUGGACUGCACGACGCUCCUGCAGAGCUUGUUGGCUGCCGGCAGCGAGAGCCGCCGCGUUGCAUGCCUCGCGGCGACGGCGCCCGGCCUCGCGGCGAACGCGCAGUUGGCCGCUCGGGUGCUGACCAGGCUGUCGGAGGGCGUCCUGUGGCAGGCGGACCACAAGGUGCCCGUAUUCGAAGGGGGCGGGACCUGCGGACUGGAGAACCUGCAAACGCUGUGCGCGGUCUGCCACUCGGCCAAGACCGCCUCGGAGGCGCGACGACGGGCGCGGCGCGUGGGCAGGCAGGAGACCUCGGGGCCAAUCUUUUCUCUCCACCCUUCAGGUGCUAUAUCGAUUCUGGCCGGCUCGAUCCGAUUCGGUUUCGGUGUCCGGAAGAUCCGAUGAGGCCCGUCAUUCGCAUGGCGUUUUGUUGCGCACAUUGCAUCGGCCGAUCCGAUGUGAGUUUUACCCCGUGCCGGCCGAUGCAGCCCGAUCAGGCGCAUGUCCCAAUAGUAUCUAAUUUCCCGGUUCG
This is a messenger RNA of Prorocentrum cordatum, 3077 nucleotides long. NCBI's taxonomy places the organism in Eukaryota, Dinophyceae, Prorocentrales, Prorocentraceae. The record is from the annotation of a GenBank genome assembly.